Messenger RNA from Aphanomyces invadans, 210 nucleotides. RefSeq lists its product as hypothetical. NCBI's taxonomy places the organism in Eukaryota, Oomycota, Saprolegniomycetes, Saprolegniales, Verrucalvaceae. The record is from RefSeq and is a predicted model, not a curated record. The coding region runs from base 1 to 210 and encodes 69 amino acids. The transcript has a single exon.
AUGUCGGAAGUCGGCGUCACAGAAUCGGAGAAACAACGCGUCAUCAAAUUCCUGUCGCUCAUGCCCUGGGAAUUCCACCAUAUCGUUGACCGCCUCCUCAACGGCGCGACCCAAUUUACACUGAUGGAAGUCAAGACCCAGCUGGAGUCAGAGUCGAAGGCCGCUACCAAAAUCGGCGCCAAAAAAUCCCCCAACCGAAAAGCAAACUAA